AUGUCGGGUGCUGUGGGCCGAGAGCCAGUCUUCCCGACUCGUCAGUCGCUGGGAUUGAUGAAGAGCAAACUGAAGGGGGCUGAGAUCGGACAUAGCUUGUUGAAGCGAAAGAGUGAGGCCUUGACAAAGUAUCUGGCAGAAAUCACACGACGCAUAGAUGAGGCCAAGCAGAAGAUGGGGCGGGUCAUGCAGAUUGCAGCCUUCUCUCUUGCCGAAGUGAGCUAUGCCGUGGGCGGAGACAUCGGAUACCAGAUUCAGGAAUCCGCCAAACAGGCCCGCUUCCGUGUGCGAGCCAAGCACGAGAACGUCUCGGGUGUCUUCCUCCCCCAAUUUGAAAGUCAUACCGAAACUACCAUCAACGAUUUUGGCUUGACUGGCCUUGGAAAGGGUGGACAGCAGAUCCAACGCUGCCGGGAGACAUACGCGCGGGCCGUGGAGACCUUGGUGGAGCUGGCUAGUCUACAGACUGCAUUUUUGAUUCUUGAUGAGGUGAUCAAGGUUGUGAACCGAAGAGUUAACGCUAUCAUCACCUCCAGUGAGCACGUCAUUAUUCCCCGAACUGAAAACACCAUCAAAUGUUCGUACUACCAUUCCUCAUCACCAAAUGUUGCACCUUCUGAUCCAAAGACAGACAUCAACUCCGAACUCGAUGAACUCGAUCGAGAGGAGUUCUACCGGCUCAAAAAGGUCUCUGGUAAGAAGCAGAGAGACGUUGCCGAGGCAGACGCCGAGAUCCUCGCAGCCCGUCAGAAGGCAGCGGAGAAGGAGGCAGCGAACGACACUCCAGCUGUUGCGGCUCCAUCUACAGACGAAACCGAGAUACCCGAUGUUCUCGGUGAGCAAGAAGACAACGAUGUCAUCUUCUAG
Penicillium maclennaniae is the source of this 867-nucleotide messenger RNA. RefSeq names its product H(+)-transporting V1 sector ATPase subunit D. The transcript is spliced from 6 exons. Gene Ontology annotation, cellular component: vacuolar proton-transporting V-type ATPase complex; fungal-type vacuole membrane. The coding region runs from base 1 to 867 and encodes 288 amino acids. Lineage: Eukaryota; Fungi; Ascomycota; Eurotiomycetes; Eurotiales; Aspergillaceae. Gene Ontology annotation, molecular function: proton-transporting ATPase activity, rotational mechanism. Gene Ontology annotation, biological process: vacuolar acidification. The record is from RefSeq and is a predicted model, not a curated record.